Brassica napus (rape) is the source of this 886-nucleotide messenger RNA. RefSeq names its product universal stress protein A-like protein. Bases 99 to 626 code for a protein of 175 amino acids. Gene Ontology annotation, molecular function: AMP binding. Lineage: Eukaryota; Viridiplantae; Streptophyta; Magnoliopsida; Brassicales; Brassicaceae. The record is from RefSeq and is a predicted model, not a curated record. The transcript is spliced from 4 exons.
AUAACCGACCUUGCGUAUUUUAGCAAGCUUCUUUAGUUAUUGUAAAGAGGACUCUACUUGAUUGCCUUUUCACCGCCUUCUUCCUAUAGAGAACGACAAUGGAGAGCGAGCCAACUCGAGUGAUGGUGGCGGUGAACGAGUCGUCGAUCAAAGGCUACCCACACGCGUCGAUAAGCAGCAAAAAGGCGUUCGAGUGGACACUGAAGAAGAUCGUGAAGUCCAAUACCUCUGGCUUCAAGCUUCUCUUGCUUCACGCUCAAGUCCAGGACGAAGACGGUUUUGAUGACAUGGACAGCAUAUAUGCUUCCCCUGAUGAUUUCCGAAACAUGAGGGAACGUAACAAGGCUAAUGGACUUCACCUUCUUGAGUUUUUCGUUAAUAAAUGUCAUGAGAUUGGGGUUCGGUGUGAGGCCUGGAUCAGGAAAGGUGAUCCCACGGAAGUGAUAUGCCAUGAAGUUAGGCGUGUCAGGCCAGAUUUUCUGGUUGUCGGAAGUCGUGGUCUUGGUCCAUUCCAGAAGGUAUUUGUUGGAACGGUGAGUGAGUUUUGUGUGAAGCAUGCAGAGUGCCCAGUCAUCAUAAUCAAACGCAGUGCUGAAGAAAGUCCACAAGAUCCAGCUGAUGACUAAAUUUCAAAAGCAAGACAAUCCAUGCGGUGUUCUUUUGUCUGUGAGAGACAACAAACCGUAUGUAGCAGCACAUGAGAAGAGAAAAAGGAUAAACAAAACUCUUUUGAAUGGUCUAAAACAUCCAAACAGAAGUUCUAUUAUUCGGUGUGUAAUCUUUUGACUCUUAUGUCUUAAAUGUAUGGUUUAUAUAAGUGCCUAUGUUGUGCGUCUCUUGUUGUAGUAGAAACUCGAUUCACAUAUAUUUAAUUGUGUGUGGUCAA